Prorocentrum cordatum is the source of this 453-nucleotide messenger RNA. The record is from the annotation of a GenBank genome assembly. NCBI's taxonomy places the organism in Eukaryota, Dinophyceae, Prorocentrales, Prorocentraceae.
CCGGCUCCUGGGCUGCACACGGCGCGCCUCGCCCCGCGCCGCCGCGAACCGUCUGGCGCGCUUUUUUCUGCUUCGACCCGUUCCAAGCUGCUUCGCGGCCUCGCCGCCGGAAUGUUGCAGCCGCGCAGAGGCCCCGGGGACGAGCCGGCGACCUCUCCAGGUGCUCGAGACCGCGCCCGGCCGCGGGAGGAUGACGGCGCCUUCGCCGGAGCGGCGACGGGCUCGGAGCAGAGCCAGGAGUUCAGUAGGCUGGGUUCCGCCUGCCCCGCCUUCAGCAGCGCGCUGUCAGCCCGCAAGCGCGCGGAACAGGACGCCGUCCUGCUGGCCAACCGCAUCCGCCUUCUGAGGGCCGAGGAGGAAAACACCCGAAAGAAGAUCCGGGAGACGGAGAAGCAGACGACGGAUAUACUGGAAGCAAGGCGGCGCAAUGAGGAGCACCGGCUAGUCAAGGAG